UAAAGGACUCAAAAGUUGGCGCUGCUGGGUGAUCCAGGAGGGUGUGCAGGGCGCCGAGGGGCAGAACUGGAGGCAGGGUGUCGUAACUCGUUUGGCCCUGUGGGCUGCGUGCCUGCAGCGGGAGGCCAAUCCCUCACCUGACGGAGCGUGAAUUUCCGGUCCCUUGCGCUGGCUUUUGGAGGAAAAUGAAAGUGAAAGGGGGAAGCCGAGACAGAGAAGAAGAGAUCGCAGCGCCAUGAAGCCUCUGCCCUUGCUUGUCGCUGUGGCUUUUGGCCUAGUGACCGCCGUCUCGGCUGGACCAGCUGCGAUUGAGUGCUGGUUCGUGGAAGAUGCAGGUCGGGGUAGCCUAAACAAGAAACCUGCCUCGUUGCUGCUGCGCCAGGGACCCAUGGGUCCACCGCCCCGGCCAGAUCUUGACCCUAAGCUAUACUUCAAGGUGGAUGACACAGCGGGAAUGCUCCUGGCUGCCUUCAGGCGGUACCCCUCAGGCGCCCCCGCGCCACACUGCGAGAUGAGCCGCUUCAUCCCGUUCCCCGCCUCCGCGAAUUGGGCUAGACAUCUGAUCCCGCAGCGGAGCUGCCCACGGGCCCUGGAUGGGGAUUGGCUGCUGGUCAGCGUGUCCAGCACCGUCUUCAGCCUCUCUAGCUUGCUGCGACCACAGCCGGAGCCUCAACAGGAGCCCGUCUUCAUCACCAUGGCAACAGUGGUGCUGACUGUCCUCACCCACAGCCCUGUUCCCCGGAUCCAGCUGGGAAAAGACGCAGUGCUGGACCUGAGCUUUGCCUACAUGCCCCCUGUUCUGGAAGAUGCUCUGUCUCCAGCCACCGGCCCCCCUCCCUUUGGGCUAGAGUGGCGACGGCAGCACAGGGGCAAGGGUUACCUGCUGCUGGCUGCAACUCCUGGGCUGGCUGGGGAAACGCCACCAGCCCAAGAAAAGGCCGUGGCCUUUGCUGCUUGGGAUGACAAUGAGCCCUGGGGCCCGUGGACCGGGAAUGGAACCUUCUGGCUGCCAGCUGUGAAGCCUUUUCAGGAGGGCACCUACCUGGCCACUGUGCACCUGCCCUAUCUACAAGGACAGGUCUCCCUGCAGCUGACUGUGCACAAGCCCCCCAAAGUGUCUCUGACACCAGCACCCCUUGUGUGGGCUGCCCCAGGAGAGACACCCCCGGAACUGAUCUGCCUUGUGUCCCACUUCUACCCUGAGGCGGGCCUGGAGGUGGAGUGGGAGAUCAGAGGUGGCUCAGAAGGCGGUUCUAGAAAGGCCGAGGGGGAGACAUGGCUGUCCACCGUCCGCCACCAUUCCGAUGGCUCUGUCAGCCAGGCUGGGCACCUGCGGCUGCCCCCAGUCACUGCCAAUCAGCAUGGAGUACGCUAUGCCUGUCGGGUCCGCCACCCCAGCUUGCCAGCAUCAAGUCGCAGUGCUGAAGUCACCUUGGAGGUGGCAGGCCUCUCCCGGCCCUCAAUCGAAGACAGCGUAGGCCUGUUCCUGUCCGCCUUUCUCCUUCUGGGACUCAUGAAGGCACUAGGCUGGAUUGCAGCCUACCAGACCAUUCCUGAAGACUCAAAGGAGAAGGCGGCAGCUGCCAGCCUGGACUCAAAGAAGUCACAAUAAGGCACAGUUUCUGUGGGAGCCACCUCAUCUUUGCCCAGAUGAUUCCAGUAGCCCCUCCACCAACAGCUUCUCUUCGAGACAUCUACUCUUUCCAUUGAGCAUGCAGCUAGGGUUGUUUAUUUUUUACUUUUGUUGUUGUUUUUGUUCUUGUUUUUAGACAAGGUCUCUCCAUGUAGCCUUGGCUGGCCUCGAAGUCCCAGAGAUCCAUCUGUCCCUGCCUCCAGAGUGACGAAAGGCAUUGGCCACCAUACCUUGAGGAUUAUUAUUAUUUUAAUUCUUGAGGCUUGAAGGCAGAGGUCCUCAAAAUUUUGGGUCCCAAUACAUGUUAAAAUGAUCAAGAAGCCCAAAGAGUUUUUGUUAUGUGGGCUAUUAGAACUUAACUUAAAAAAAUAAAAUAAAAUAGAAAAAAAGAAGAAAAGAAAGAAAAAGUGACCUAUGUCUUUGAUCCAUCACUUGGCACUCCAGACUCCGGAGUCACUUGAGUCUCAUGCCAACCUGAUUUACAAUAGGGAGUUCUAGCUUAGCCAGGGUGGGGUUCUGUUCAGAGAACUAAACACAAGAAUUAAAGGCACUGGGGCGCACGCCUUUAAUCCCAGCACUCAGGAGGCAGAGACAGGGUGGGUCUCUGAGUUUGAGGCCAGCCUGGUCUACAGAGCUAGUUCCAGGACAGGCUCCAAAGCUACAGAGAAACCCUGUCUUGAAAAACAAACGAAGUGUCUCUGUAUGCUCUAAAGCAGCGUUUCUUAGCCUGCAGAGCUGCAGGUCAUGGUCCCUCUAAGACCAUCGGAAAUAUCAAUGUUUACACAUUAGGAUUCAUAACAACAGCAAAAUUACAAAUAUGAAGUAGCAACGGAAAUAAUUUUAUGGUUGGGGUUACCACAAUAUGGGAAACUGUAUUAAAGGGUCGUAACAUUAGGAAGCUGGAGAAUCACUGGCUAUAUAAUUACAACGACUAAGGGAUCAGAGCAUCUUAACGUGCUGGGGACCUCUGGGACAGCUCACGACGGUUCUAGAGCCCAGCGGUCCGUGUGUCUCCCAAGACUAAUGCCUACCUCUCCAGCUCCCUUCACACCACAGCGUUUCUUCCACUUGCUCUACUUUCGCCAUCUUUGGGCCCCAGGCCUGAUGGGCCUCGUCCUUCCACGGACUAAAGGAUGUCCGUCCUCUCCUGCCCGCCCGCCCGCCAAGCCACCGGUCUAGUCGCGUGCCAAUAAAACUGUUUCAAAGUUU
Microtus oregoni (creeping vole) is the source of this 2842-nucleotide messenger RNA. It is a transcript of the gene Tapbp, whose product is annotated as TAP binding protein. NCBI's taxonomy places the organism in Eukaryota, Metazoa, Chordata, Mammalia, Rodentia, Cricetidae. Gene Ontology annotation, cellular component: membrane. The transcript is spliced from 8 exons. Gene Ontology annotation, biological process: antigen processing and presentation of endogenous peptide antigen via MHC class I. The record is from RefSeq and is a predicted model, not a curated record. Bases 236 to 1612 code for a protein of 458 amino acids.